This is a messenger RNA of Aspergillus lentulus, 1707 nucleotides long. The record is from RefSeq and is a predicted model, not a curated record. NCBI's taxonomy places the organism in Eukaryota, Fungi, Ascomycota, Eurotiomycetes, Eurotiales, Aspergillaceae.
AUGGCGCAAACUCAGCCUCAGCAGUUUGCUCAAUCAAUGUCUCCUCCUGUAUCCUCACCUUCACCUAGUGCACCGUCCCCGGUCAAUGGAGGCGGCAUCCCUCCACCGUCUGAGCGACAGCGCCUUUCUCCUCUUCCGCAAUCCCAAUCCCCCUACGCAUCUCCCAGCUUUGGGACUUUGCAGUUACCGUCAAAUCAACCAACUCCAACUUCCAUGAAUGGAAUCAACAUGAGUGGGAUGCCUCAAACACCCGCCCCGCCACCACUCCCGGGCACGAUGGGGCCACCUUCUCGGCCGGUGGAAAAGGCGACAGAUGCUGCCGAGUUAACAGAUGUUCUGGCGUCGUCUGGCAUUGAUGUUAGAGAAGAAGAGGCCUUUCUCACGAGUAGUUACUCGGCUCCAGGUGUUCAAGCGCAACAACCCUUAAGAGUACAACAACCACCGCCACCGCAACAGCAACCUCAACUAGCCCUCAAUACCUCUUUCGCCUCCCAAGCCUCUACUACCGGGACAAUUUCCACCACCCCCAGUUUCAGCGAACCGUCCCAGUUCAAGCCGCAAACCACACAAGACUCUUUCUACACCGAACCGGCGUCGCAACCACCUGCGCCGUUCAAAGACCCCAAUGAGCCGACACGAGAAGACACCGAAGCAGCCAGACGCGCGCAAUAUCAUCUACAAGAGCCUUUCUUACUGACGAAGGUACUGGAACAAAGGCUACAGAGACGCGGCUUUGAACUUGGUGUUCGCAUACCGGCAGAGGGCUUAUUUCAUCCCGUACCAGGUCGUCCGCAGCCUAUUGAGGUUACUGGACCGGAUGGUUCGUCCAUCGUGCGUACGGGGAAGACUAUCCUAAACCAGGAGGGGGCUCCUUUGGUUGAUAUAUUGAAUUUAAUGUCGAUUGCGUGCGAGGAACGGUUGCGCACAGUGGUUGACUAUUCCUCGACACUCGCGAGAAGCAGGCGAGCCCAUUCCCAUGGAAAGGUUCCUACCGAAUGGAAGGACCUCGCGGAAUCAUCUGGCUCAGUGAACGGUGGUGUGGACAACCCUCAGACACCACUCAAACGGCCUCAUUUGGCGACUGACCCAGCGGCGACGUUAACUGAGAAAUAUCGUUUACUCAUGGAGAAGGACGUGUCCAGCGAAGAGGCUCGUGCCGCCAAACGCGCAAAGCGCAGUGCAAACGCUAUACUCGGGGAGGGUGUUUUGCCCAGAGCGGACUCUGUCGACGUGCCAGGUUCCGGUGCAUCGACUCCAAUCGCAGAAAAAGCCCCGAGCCUCGACAAGAAAGGUCUGUCGAAGAAGGAAGCAAAGAAACUGAUGGAUGCAAAGGCCAGCGAGGCUCAGCAACAUCAGCAAUCUGUGGAGACUGCCCGAUUAGCCACGAAUAGCAUGCUGUCGGGCCGUAUGUUCGGAGCCAAAAAAUCAUACUCAUGGCUGAAUCGAGGCUCGGCUACUCCCAGUGGCUUCGCCACUCCGUCACGAGUCAAUACCGCACCUCACACUACUGGCACGGAAAAGACUGGCCGCACUGGAGAGCCAGCUCCUGUCCCUACUAAACACCUCGGGACUUGGCGGGAAGACAAAGCGAAGGGUGCUGGAAUUCAAGUCCGCGAUAUCUUGUUCAUGCUCGAAAUGGAUGGCAGAGGCUCCCGGCAUGUGCAGAAGGCCUAUUCCAAGGACAUCAAAGAAGACCGGGCGGACUAG